AUGAACCCCUCAAAUACUGGUCUACAAGAGUGGGAAAAGCACUUUACUCCCCGGGUCAUCGAGGCUAGAGACUGGGAACCACAACGCGAAAACUUCACAAGAUUAUAUUCUACCAAUAAGUAUAACCUCAACGAUGUCAGGAGGAUAAUGGCAAGUCAAUACAAGUUCUAUGCGAGACCCAAGCAGUGUAAAACUGUCAUCGCCAAGUGGAGGCUUGGGAAGAAUCUCAAGCGUAUAAAGAUGUUGAAAAUCCUACGGAUUCAGGACGACAGAAACCUAGCAGGGAAAUCGACAAUCUUUCGAUUCAAAGGCCAACGAGUGAAAAAAGAAACGCUUAAGCGCGGCCGGAAGAGAUAUAAUGGAACAGGAGAGCUACCAGAAUGGCAUAAGCUACAGCCGCCAGUGUCUACCCCGUCAGAUGUCGAUUACUCCACUCCAAGGUCAUCCAAUAGUUCGGAUGACUCCAGCUCCGGGUCGGAGGGAGGUGCACCAAGUCCCACAGUUUACAGCAAACCGUCUUCUCCUAGAGAAAACACCAUCGAUGAUGCUUCUCUGGAUCAAUUAAAUAGUAUAGAAGAGUAUUGUUUGGACUGUUUGAUGGGUGGAUUUACGAGCCAUGGUACACUAUCCGCAGAAUCAAUACUCUUUGAGGUCUUUGGUGAUUUAUCGCCCAGUCAGAAUAGCGAUUAUCAAAUAAGUUCGAAUUGUACGAGUAGUUUCUGCCCUGCACGGUUUAGGAUCAAUCAUCCGGAAACCCACUAUUUUUCAACAAGUUUGUUUGUGGAGCAGAUCAGACCGGUUUAUGUUUAG
Messenger RNA from Morchella sextelata, 810 nucleotides. RefSeq lists its product as uncharacterized. The transcript has 4 exons. Bases 1 to 810 code for a protein of 269 amino acids. NCBI's taxonomy places the organism in Eukaryota, Fungi, Ascomycota, Pezizomycetes, Pezizales, Morchellaceae. The record is from RefSeq and is a predicted model, not a curated record.